Messenger RNA from Carica papaya (papaya), 858 nucleotides. Its product is annotated as transcription factor MYB1-like. NCBI's taxonomy places the organism in Eukaryota, Viridiplantae, Streptophyta, Magnoliopsida, Brassicales, Caricaceae. The record is from RefSeq and is a predicted model, not a curated record.
AUGGCGGCUUCUUUGGAAUUGACAAAAGGUGCAUGGACAGCGGAGGAAGAUGAUCGCCUCAGGAAGUGCAUUGAGAAGAAUGGAGAAGGAAAAUGGCAUCGAGUCCCACUCGCAGCAGGUCUAAAUAGAUGUAGAAAGAGUUGUAGGUUGAGGUGGUUGAAUUAUCUCAGACCAAAUAUCAACAGAGGAAAGUUCACUGCUGAUGAAGUUGAUCUCAUGAUAAGAAUGCAUAAGCUUCUAGGAAACAGGUGGUCGCUGAUUGCUGGUAGGCUUCCUGGAAGAACAGCUAAUGAUGUGAAAAAUUAUUGGAACACUCAUUUACGAAAAAAAGCUUCAAAUUGUUUCCUUAACAAAAAUGAUGGAAAAGAUCUUCAUGUUGUGAAAGUGAAUGCAAUAAAGCCUCAGCCUCGAGUUUUUUCAAAGAACUUGGUAUCUCAUGAAGGCAAAUCUUCCUUUAUCGUUGAUCACAAUCAGGAACAUCUUAUCUUGAAUCAAGACAAUCUCUACUUCCAGCCUUUAAUGGCUUCCACUGAUCAAUCUGAUAACGAGAUUUCAUGGUGGCAGAGCUUGGUAGAUGAUAAACAAAUGGAUCAUAUAACACUUAGUAGCUCUACAAGUGCUUUUGAACUUAACUCAGAUCACUUCAUUGAUAAAAAUUUCGACUACGUCGAAGUAGAUAAUAUUAUCAUUAAUGAUGAUCCUACGGAGGAGGAUAUCACUUCUGGAAAACCAGAAGCUGCGGGCGUGAUUGCCUCUGCAACUGCUGUUUGCCCUGUUGGUAUAUUCUCUAUUUUCAAUUCGAACCGACGUCGUUUUGAGAAUCGUCCAGGAAAUAUGGAAACGGCUUUAACCCUCUAA